Molecule: messenger RNA, 537 nt
Organism: Symbiodinium sp. CCMP2592
Lineage: Eukaryota; Dinophyceae; Suessiales; Symbiodiniaceae
Source: the annotation of a GenBank genome assembly
AUGCCGCUGGGCCUGGUCGAGCGCGGGCACCACGAGAAUCCGCGGUACGAAUCCUUGGCUCAUAUCCGGCCAACCGUGGAUUGUGGUCCGCCUAAGGCACUCGCCCGCCCACCACGACCGCCGGCCUCCUUCACUGCCAGAAAAGAGGCGCAGGUGGAAGCGGCAGUGAAUGACAUCAAAAUGAUUGAAAACAUUGCACGGGAGAUGGCUCGACCUCCCUCCCUGUCGGUUCUGGAGAGGAAGGGCCCCAUGAGCCUGAAUACAAACCAGCGGCGAAAGGAGCUGCAGCGGAUAGAUCUGGAGAACCAGCGCCUCUUGAAGCGUCUCGAGAGCCAGAAGUCGACCUACUCUCGGCGUGACCAAAAAAGCAGCUACGAACAGAGCCGGCGCCACGCCCGUCUGGCACGCGCCAGGGGCCGAGCGAAGAUCUGCCAAGCGACCUGCAGAAGAUGCGCGAAUUGCUCCUUCCACUCCUCUUACAAUCUUGGUACUGAUAGAACCUUCUUGUUAAUGUGGAUACCCAAGCUUGGUUGCUGA